Molecule: messenger RNA, 3119 nt
Organism: Poeciliopsis prolifica (blackstripe livebearer)
Lineage: Eukaryota; Metazoa; Chordata; Actinopteri; Cyprinodontiformes; Poeciliidae
Product: ETS-related transcription factor Elf-1-like
Exons: 6
Coding region: 705-1826 (373 amino acids)
Biological process (GO): cell differentiation; regulation of transcription by RNA polymerase II
Cellular component (GO): nucleus
Molecular function (GO): sequence-specific DNA binding; DNA-binding transcription factor activity, RNA polymerase II-specific
Source: RefSeq, a predicted model, not a curated record
UUGCAUCUCAGUCACAAAGUUGUCGAAAAAUGUCCUUUAUGUCAGUAGUUUUUUUUUUAAGAUUUUUUUUUAGUCGUGGCACUCACGAGUGUUUAUUGCUGUUAACUGUGACUUACAUUUCAGUUUUCUGAAAUGUAAUGUGGAACAAUACACGCAGAGCUGAAACGGUUCAUCAAAUUAAUUGUGAUUCAUCGGUUUCAUUGUGAUUAACCGGUUUAUUGAAAUCAUCGUCAACCCAUGCAGUAAUCGGUUAUUCGUAAAAUAAAAAUAAAAAAGAGCCAGUUUCCUGAAGCAAGCUCAACAUAUUCAGAGCAAUAAUUAAUUACACUUACUUUUUACAAACUCUUUUCAUAAUCGCUUUAAAAAAAAAUUGUCCGUGUAACUGAAUUGUGGGUUUUGGUUUGCAGUAAACCAUAGCACUUAAUUAAAAAGUAAAAUAAAUAAAAAAUAAGUUUAAAAAAAAACAGCGCCUUAUCUGCGCGCAUGCGCACUGGAGUUCACGGCACACGCACGAACCGCCCUAAGAAAAAAAAAAAGAAAAAAAAAAAAAGUCCAGGAAGUGAAACAAAACAUUCCUAGCGUGCUCCUGUUAGUGAAGGAGUCCCAACAGGAUGCCGAGGACGCGGUGAACGCGGGCUGCAGCUCUCCUCGUGCUUCCGUCGGAGUGAAACGUGGAGCCAUGUGAGAGCGGCGAGGAGGAGACCAUGGAGUCGCUAGUUGCUGCCGACUCCCUCCUUGACAUGGACUGCGUUGACACACUCUCGCUGGAACAGCACUACUCCCAGGCUUUCCUCCCGUCACUGAGCGAUGUCAUCACCGCUCCCGUUACCCAGGUAACCGUGUCUGCCGAGGGCGUUGUGGGAGCCGUUGACCAGUCGCAGUGGCACUCGUUGCACAAAGAGAGGCCUGCGGCGCAGCUGCAGUCUAGAAAGAGGAGUAAGAAACCUCGACAUCGGAGGGCAGAGUCUCCUACACCGGAUAUCAAAGUAAAGAAGGAUAAAUAUAACAAAGGAGGGAACACCCUCUACCUGUGGCAGUUUCUGAUGGAGCUGCUGCAGGACAGACAAGUCUGUCCUCGCUACAUCAAAUGGACUGAUCCGCAGGCGGGCAUCUUCAAGCUGGUCAACUCCAAAGCCGUGGCCAGGCUGUGGGGCAAACACAAGAACAAACCAGACAUGAACUAUGAGACCAUGGGAAGAGCGCUCAGGUACUACUACCAGCGGGGCAUCCUGAACAAGGUGGAGGGCCAGCGCCUUGUUUAUCAGUUCACCUCUCUUCCCGUGAACAUGGUGUACAUCACAGACAGAGAUUGCGGCAAAGAGGAAGAGGACGACGACCACGACAAAAGUGGAAACGACGAGGGGCUGAGUGACGGCACCAUCUCCAGCGACCAGUCUGUGGAGGACGAAGAAGCGGACGAGCCGGAGGAAGAAGAGGACGAGGAGGUAUUCCCGCCGCCGCUGAAGAAAACCUCGUUGGUCUCCCCACGACCCGCGGCGGCGCAGCGGCCCAGAUCGAACGCCAAGCAGCCUGCUCAGCGAGACACCGUCCUGCGGCCCACCAGAGCCAGCCUGAUCCAGGAGCAGCACCUGCCCAUCGUGUCCGCCGAGAUGCUGAGGACGCUGCAGAACCUGCAGAAGGUCCGAUCACUGCAGCCGGCCGGGCAAGCGUCUGUCUUCAAGACGGCCCAGCUGCUGGGGAGCCUGUGUGAGAGGCAGGCUGCAUCCGAGACGGCAACGGACGCCGGCAAAGGGGGGCCGCAGAAGACGCACACAGAACGCCGGAACGGCCCGUAUUUGGUGCCUCCCACGACCUUCGACCAAUAAACACAUCCAGCCUUCGCUUCAUACCAAACACGUUCACUCCACUGACUCAGGAACUCUUCCACAGCUGUACUUUGCUGCAUCGACGUCUGAAUGCCAGGUAAAGCGUCGAUCAUUUAAGCGUGGCACCAGUUGGACGUCUCACGGCGUCUUUGUUCGGACGACAAUCACGGCAAACCAAAACCAACUCAAUCGCCGCUUAGACGACGUCACACUCUGUUGUAUGUUCUAUCAACAAGCUACUCAAGAAACCAAAGACAGACAUGCACUGGAACCCACAGCCUCUCUGCAGCUUCUGCAGAUCCUUUUUGCUUGCACUUCCACUUCAGGCUUUCCUGGAGUCAUUUAUCAUGCCAUCACUUCUUUGUCAACAUUUUUAUUUUUUAAUUUAAUGUACAAUCACAAGCUGAAUCAUUCCUUUGCCUUCAAAGCGUCUUGUUUGCACUAUGAUCUUCACUCUGCUGUACUUUUCUUCUCUAAGUGCCUCGAUCCUGGCCCUGCUUUCUCUCGGUCUUUUGCUGAUAAUCAUGAGAAUUGUGAGGGAAAAACAUUCCAUAUUGUUGUUAUUAUUAUUAUUAAGAGUACUGUUGUUUUUUUUUUUUAUAUGUUUGUAUUGUGAUAUGUUAAAACAAGGGAUGGCUUUUUGCUGCUGUUAAAUGUUUGGCCUUUCUUUUCUUGACAAUCACAAGUGAAGUGCUUCUUAUAAAUUCCCGUUGUAACUGUAAGGUCUUUCUGUUUGGACACUGUGCAUAUAUAAGCCUGGGAUGUUAUAUACUGUAAGUUUGAAUGUGCUCCUGCUCUGUUGCCAUACCCCCUCCCCGGCACUCCCAACGCCCCCUCAGGUUCAUUUAUUUUUCUACUCUACAGAGACCGUGUACUCCAUGUAAGGAGCGUAAUGGCCGACUGUUAAUAAUGAAGUAAUUAGUCAAGCGUUUCCUCCUGCCCUGGCCUUAAUGGAGCCUCGCGUAGCCAGAUCGCGACGCUCACCUCACUCCGCAGGAGCGAGGCUGCCGUUUCGUCAGGCUAAACUUAGUUAGGAGAUGCUUACGCAGUGACUGUGCCUUUGCCUGUAGGGAGCCGCUAUGCAAAACUGCUUCUCACUUUAUUAAGCCAUUUGUCUCAGAUUCCCCCUCACCUGCGCUUCCCGGGUGUCUCCUGGUGCCGUUUAUUCAGCGUAAGGUGCCCUUUAGUCGGAGGAUGAGGGAGGAUUUCUGUUGCCUUAUUAUUUCUUUUACGCGUUUUCCUUUUUGUCCAGAGAUGGUAAAUGGAAUAAAGGAAUAUAUGUGUGAAAUUUGU